Molecule: messenger RNA, 8357 nt
Organism: Peromyscus californicus insignis
Lineage: Eukaryota; Metazoa; Chordata; Mammalia; Rodentia; Cricetidae
Gene: Gpr171
Product: G protein-coupled receptor 171
Exons: 2
Coding region: 6329-7288 (319 amino acids)
Biological process (GO): G protein-coupled receptor signaling pathway
Cellular component (GO): membrane
Molecular function (GO): G protein-coupled purinergic nucleotide receptor activity
Source: RefSeq, a predicted model, not a curated record
GAGACAGGGUUUCUCUGUGUAGCUUUGCGCCUUUCCUGGAACUCACUUGGUAGCCCAGGGUGGCCUCGAACUCACAGAGAUCCGCCUGGCUCUGCCUCCCGAGUGCUGGGAUUAAAGGCGUGCGCCACCACCGCCCGGCGUAACUGAAAUUUUAAUCGGUUCCCACAGGUUAAGUCUGCCACCAGCCCCUGUGUGCCAAAUUAAGAGAUAAUGAUAGUGAAGGACAGGUCUGAGGGCUCCAGGUAUGUCUUUGAGAUACCCACACAACUGUUGGUAUAAAAUACAUUUCUGGUGAAGAAAGUUGAAGAAAAAAAAAUGCUUGAAGAUGAGAAAGAAUUUUAGAUGGUAGUUUUGUCCCAAAAGAUUUUUUCAAAAUAGAAAUAAAAAUCAGUAAAACAAAACCAGAAAAUGUAAUCAUGCUACAAAAGAUCCAAGCAGCAAGAAAACGUAUAGACAGAACACGUAACGACAGCAUAAUUAGGUUCGCUGUCAUUAGCAUUUACUCAGGUUUCUCUUACAGUCAGACUACUGCUUAGAUGCUUAUUUCCCAUCAGGCUGCUCCAGACAUGAGGAGGCAACAGUUCGCAGUUCCUUUACAGACUAGGGCAAUACUGCUCUAGUGAUUUUUAUUCCUGAACACAGGCAAAGCCCCAUUUCUUAGAACCCCACUGAGGGCAGUUUUUCCAGUGUCCUGGUUCCCCACAACUGUGCAAACGUUGCCCCUUUAGAACCAUCUCUUUGGCCCAGGGUUUCUCUGAAAUAGCAGGUUGUUAUCUGAAUAGAAAAUUCAUUCUUCCUGAGUUAAGGUUACCAACUGGGCCUGUGCUUGUGACUCUCAUCGUUUCCCCUUGACCUUUUGGACUAUCUCUGUUUUAUAUCUGUUGUAGAGAACCCUAAAAGGCAAAUUUAAAAGCUGAAGAUAAGACCCUGUUGCUGAAGCCACCACAUACUUGGGAUACAGAACUUGGAAGGAUCGGCUAGAACUGACCUUCUGGAAGCCUCCUUCCCAAAGGCUGGCUCUCAUAUCGUCAGAGGAGGUGAUCCACAGUCCUUCCGAGCUGUAAAGCUCACAAACCACAAUAAUGACUGGACCAGCAAGAUAUCCAUAACAGUGCACUACUGAUAUUUUUAUCUUAGAGAAAAACAACAGCUGUCUAAACUUAAGACCCUCUUAAUAAGGAAGGAAUUUAUGCUGCUAUUGUAAACCUAGCCAACAACUGCCCAUGGCUGGAGAGGUCAUACAGCCUAAUAGAAAACCUACUAUCACUUCCCUACACUAAUGAAAUUUCUAACUGCAUUCUAAAUACUUAUCCCUAAACCCAAAGACAAAUAUAGUUCUUAGCUCACUGUCAAAGAAGCUAUUUGGUUACUUUCUUUUUCUUUCAACAGACAGAGGCUACUACACAGAUCCACAGCUGGUGAAAAUGCAAAGGAUAAGUGUCUGUGGCAUGCCCAGCCACACCUCAGACAUCUCAAUGAACACCUUGGAAGGACUAUAGGAGCCUCAGGACCAGGGUGUCUGCUGCUAAAUAGUGCCCCCUAGAUAUGACAGGAGGCAGACACCUCGGAACUCUAAACAGUAUAGUUGUUUAAAUAAGACCAACGUAAUUAACAGCACCAGCUGACAUGCAAGUGUGGAUAAGGGAAAUCCACAAGGUCCCACCCCAAGAUGAAGACCUACAGGUUCAAUGGCCACUGAGAGAGAGAAUCACUUUUGUCCAGGGACAUGCUCCCACAUAAAUUGUCCAAUUCCAAGUGAUUAGACCUGGACACGUGUACACACAGGCAAGGCCAGACUCAGUAGGUUGUAUAUACGUAUGUAUACAUGUGUAAAAAUAAUUUAAAAAUAAGAGGCUGUGACUUUGAAAGGGAAGAAGGACAUAACAGGAGUUAGCAAAAGGACAGAAAUGAUACAGAGGACUCACAUAUACAUUUAUCAAAAUUUUUAAUUUAAAAAUACUAUUAUCUGGUAAUUGUGUUGAAUAAUUUUUUAAAUGAUGCUAUAGAUAGCAGAAGAGAACACAAAUCAAUCUGUGGGGAAAAUUAGCAUUUUAUACAUCUAAAAUAUACAUGAAAACAACUAAAAUAUCAUUUCUUAAAUAAAAGUGUUGCCAUGACCAAGAUAAGGGGAAAAUACCUUUACCUCAUUUCUUCCCACUUGGGUUUCUGAAACAGUGAGUUGGUUAGUGAUGACAUGCAUUUUCCUGGAACAUUAACAGAAUAUAAUAUGAAAAAUAUUUAGCCUUGAUGAGACAGGAAGGAGCUUCAGGCAACUGAAAGGAAACUCGUGCAUUAGAAACAAUAGCUAGAGUUCUAGAAGGGAGAAGAGCAGAACACAGGGGCUAUGAAGGGGAAAACUGAAAGGGGAAGGGAUGUGGGGGUACAUAAACAAAACAGAGAGAGGGAAGGAAGCGGGAGUGAUAGGUAACACUAAGAAUGUUUUCUUAAAGUCACAGGCAAACAUUAUUUUAUGUCCAAUAUAUACUAUACAUCAACGUGCAUGUAUAUAUACAUAAACACUCAUACAGUUUGAAUGAAGUUACAGCACUUGGGGUGAUAAUGGCUUCCCCAAGAGCCGUAGACUAUCUAACAAAAACUGCAGCACCAGGCAAGUGGAACCUGCCGUCUAACCAUUUGUUAGGGGGACAGAAAUACCCAAAACAAUACAGGUAUUGCUUUCGCCCUUGGUUGUCUCCCAGAACUUGAACUUCAGACCCUUCUGCUGAAGACACCACACACUUAAGAAACAGGAGCUGCCUCCAGCUGAGCUGGCACUGACCCGGAAGCCUCCCUGGAUUCUCAAGCAUGUUAAGUUGCUGUGCAAGCUGCCAAGGGAUACGAGCAAUCAACAGUCCUCCUCGGCUGUGAUACCUACAAACUACAGCUUGGCCAGCAAGGCAAGAUAUCCCCAAGGGUGAAACAGUGGCACUUAGAUCUUAGAGAUGUUUGAACAAAGCUUUCUAAAGGGAUUUAAGGCUAACUCAAUAAGAGAAAUCAUGCCUGGUACUAUAAACCUAGCCAGUUGUGCCUAGGUGGUGAGGCCAUGGACUCUAGAGAACCUACUACCGCUACUUUUCACAAACCAGUGUAAUUCCUAACUGCAUUAUAAAUACUUACCCUUCUGCCCAGAGGUAAGUGCCAUUCUCACCCCUCAUCAAAGAAGCUUCUUCUUGCAGCAGAUGGAGACCUUACUAGAGAAAUCGCCGGUCUGCCAAAAUGCGAAGAGUUAGCAGACUGUGGGGUGUGCAGUCCCAAUUGAUAUAUCUACGUACAACCCCUAACCUAAGGCUUAGGGACCAUGUCAGAAGAGGAGCUGGAAAGAUUAUAAGCACCAAAUGACCAGGACAUUUUCUGGGAGACAGUGUCUUCAGUAUAUCACAAGGAAGCUAUAGUCACAAUGAUACCACCAGGUGACACCCCAAUAUGGAUGGAGGAAGUAUCACAAGGCCCCAUCACCAGAUGCAGAAAUACAGGCCAUUAAUGACUGCUUCAGGAGGAAGAAUCGGUGUUCUCAAGGGAUAAACCUCCCGAUGAAUUAUCUAAUCUGAAGCAAUCAGCCCUAAAUAUAUACAGUUACAAGCAACACCAAAUGGAUUCAGCAGGCUAUAUUUACAUAUACACGUGGGUAUAAAAUAGUUAUUAAAAGAAGAAGUCGUGCAUUUGAGAUGACUGUGGGACACAGGAGGAGUCUGAGCAGGGAGAAAGAGGGACUGAAAUGAUAUAGAUAUAGUACCUGUGUAUGAAAUAUUCAAAAUUGAAAAGUUACUGAGGGCAAGAGAGGAAAGAAUAUUCUCCAACAACUCAGAUAGUCAGAAUUUAUUCUCAAAAUGAGAAUGCAGAUGGACUGGUAAUCCCAAACUCAGAGAGCAGAGGUAAAAGCAUCUGGAGAUUCAAGCCAGCCUGUCUAUGUAAUGAGACCAUGUCUCAAAACAAAACAAAAAAUGAAAAAUAAAAUCUGGUUUCACUAUAACAAAAUGAGUUCCUGCCAGGCAAUGGUGACAUAUACUUGUAAUCUUAGCAGUGGAGAGGCUCAGGCAGGGGGAUUCCUGUGAGUCUGAGGCCACCCUGGGUUUAUGUGGGUGAUCCUAUCUCAUAAACACAAAAACCAAACAGAUAUGUUCAUGCUGCUCCUGGAAUGAGGUGCAAGGACAAAGAACCAAGGCACGUUAGCUUGCUCACAUUUGGCAACCCAAACAUAAACAGUAGUCUUCGAAUUUUAACAACAGUUAGUUGCUUGUACUUUUUGGUCAUCUAAACCUAAACUAAAGCAGAAGUAAACAGAUAAAACACCUACCCAAAAUAAAGAAGAACUUCACCAGAAAUAGUUUAUCCCAAUUUUUCUUCAUAUCUCAUUAAAACUACUCACUACCCAAUUUGCAACCAAAUCCACCUCUAAAUUCUCUUCACCUUACACUUAUGCCCAGGGAAUGAAAGCUCUGAUGGAAUACCUCAACUUUCUUUCCUGCAAAUGUCUCUCCUACAGAGGCCACAGCUUGGCACUUACAAAUUAACUGUGCAUCAGCAUAUUUAGCACAAGAAAAUUUAUGUUUAUCACAAUAAAUGUAUUUAUCAAAUUAUGUAUGUUUAGGGCCAGAAGCUCAUGGUCACUUUCAUAAAAGCUAGACUUGCUCUAACUUCCUAUGCUCAAGGCCUUGGCUUUGAUCUCCAGCAACUCAGAAAGAAAAAGGGUCGGGAGUCUAGUCUCAUGAAAGAAAAACAGGCUAAUCACUAAUGAGGCAAAACUUCCCAUUCAGACCAGACAUGCUAUUACCUCUAGAGCUGGGCUCCAUUCAGACACGAGUUAACAUGUUCUCAUUGCAGGGGAAUAGUUAAUUAUGCAACAUAAGGUAUAACUUGCUAAAUGCAUGCCUCAAUUCAUCAAGCUGUUUAAGUGAAGCUGAAAAAUACUUUCUGACUGUUUUAGCCUCAUAACUUGGAAAAUAGAUGAAAUACAUUCUUUAACUUUUUUAAAUGCACUAUUAAAAUAAUGUGUGUACGCGAGUGUGGAAACAUGUGUCUCAUGGUGCACAUGUGCCGGUCAGCAGAUGAGUUGUGGAGUAUGUCUCUCCUUCUACCUUUACACAGGUUCUAGGGAUUGAACUUGGGGUGUCAGACAUGCAUGGCAAGCACUGUAACCUGCUGAGUCAGCUCCCUGUUUUAUGUGUGAUACAUUCAUGAAGGAAAAACUCUGAAGUCAGAUGCACAAUAACAUUUAGAUAAACACAGAAAAAGUUAAUUACAUAAACCAAAGAAAAAAGGAGAUUAGCAGUUAUCUCUCUCUUGUUCCAAUAAUGCUAUUUUUUUCUUUCAAGAAUUUUCUAAAAUGGAGCUGGCAAGAUGGCUCAAGGGCUCUCAAGGCACUUGCCACCAUACCUGACAACUUGAGUACAAUCCUGCAUGGUGGAAAGAAAAAACUGAAUCCUUAAAGUCUUAUAUAUCUGCACAAACAUGCUAUAUGACACAUGGGUACAUGCAUCACACAAAAUAAUAAAUGUAGAAAAAUAUUUUUCUGGUAUGAACAACAACAACAAAGUCAACUACGACCCAUCAGAUUCAAUUUUGUUCAUUUAAGAUGGUCUCACUCGAUAGCCUAGCCUGGUCUUUAAGUCACUAUAGAGCCCAGGCUGCCUCCAGCUGCCUCUAAUUCAUGCCUUUAACCCUCCCUUGGCCUCCCCAAUGCGGGGAUUGCAGUCUACCAGCCACUGUAUUGGGCUUUUUUUUUUUAAAUUAACAACUAUCUUAGCAAGAAUAUAAGGUGCAACAAUAUUAUUUAAUUGUACCUUUGAAGUGUUGGUGCCCAUAACUAUACUAAACAAGUAUCUGCUUAAAUACUUUACUGUCUUAAGUCCUAAACUCAACAUCAUUUUCAAGCCUUUACCACUGAUAGUUUUUAAACUAUCAUGAAACAGAACAGUCUGAGGAACUUCUAUUAACAAAAGAAAAAGCAGGCAAAGUAUUUAUAAUGGAUAAAUGAAAAUUACCUUCUCUAAAACAGUACCCAACAAUUUUGAGUUACUUAAGAUAGAUAAAAUUGUUUUCUUACAAAAGAAAAAAAACUUCCCCAGGAGACUUUCAUACAGCUUAAACCAUUUGCAAACCACAGUUUCAUCUACGUCAGUUUGUAACAUUUUAAAACCACACAAAAAGGAAAGGAAAUUUUUAGUUCAGCAGGCAACCCUGAAAAAUGCAACUGCUAUCACUGUGGCCAACUAAACAGCCCAUGAUUCUCUGAAGAGCCGGACCCAGGCCUGCUCGGGCCAAAGAAGACACCGCCAGAUCCGUGGUUCAUUUUGUUUUUUAAUUAUUGAACUCAAGCUUCUCCCUGAAGAUGACAAACAGUUCACUGUUCUGUCCAGUUUACAGAGAUCUGGAACCAUUUACAUAUUUUUUUUACUUGGUUUUCCUCAUUGGAAUCAUUGGAAGUUGUUUUGCAACGUGGGCUUUUAUACAGAAAACCACCAAUCACAGGUGUGUGAGCAUAUACUUGAUUAAUCUGCUUACAGCUGAUUUCCUGCUCACUCUGGCAUUACCAGUAAAAAUUGUUGUUGACUUGGGUGUGGCACCCUGGAAGCUAAAGAUAUUCCACUGCCAAGUAACAGCCUGCCUCAUCUACAUCAAUAUGUACCUGUCUAUUAUCUUCUUAGCCUUUGUCAGCAUCGAUCGCUGUCUUCAGUUAAUACACAGCUGCAAAAUAUACCGAAUACAAGAACCUGGAUUUGCAAAAAUGAUAUCAACUGUUGUGUGGUUCAUGGUUCUUCUAAUAAUGGUGCCGAACAUGGUGAUUCCCAUCAAGGACAUCAAAGAAAAGUCAAAUGUAGGUUGCAUGGAAUUUAAAAAGGAGUUUGGAAGAAAUUGGCAUUUGUUAACAAAUUUCAUAUGUGUAGCAAUAUUUUUAAAUUUCUCAGCCAUCAUUUUGAUAUCCAACUUCCUUGUAAUUAGACAACUCUAUAGAAAUAGAGACAAUGCAAACUAUCCAAAUGUGAAAACAGCUCUAACCAACAUUCUCUUGGUGACAACUAGUUACAUCAUAUGCUUUGUUCCUUACCACGCUGUCAGGAUCCCAUACACCCUCAGUCAGACGGAGGUCAUAUCUGAUUGCUCAACGAGGAUCUCCCUCUUCAAAGCCAAAGAGGCCACACUGCUCCUGGCUGUGUCCAAUUUGUGUUUUGAUCCAAUCCUGUACUAUCAUCUCUCAAAAGCAUUUCGACUGAAGGUCACUGAGACUUUUGCCUCGCCUAAAAAGACUAAGGCUCAGAAAGAAAACUCAAGAUGUGAAAAUGAUGUGUAAAAUACAGGGGUCUGCAUGCUAGUUCCCUACGGAACCACAAAGCCGUUCAUAGUUUUCAAAGAUAAAGGAAGAUAAACAGUAAUAAAAGCUGCUGACAGCUAGCAAACAUGGACUGGUUCCUGUGAGAAGUCCUUUUCUCAAUACAAGCCAACCCUGUACUCAGUUGCUGAUAUUCUUUAGCCCAAAUAUUUGUACAGGAAAGUUAACAGAGCAUGUUGAACCAGGGUCAACUGGGUGACCAAAGUGAGAAGAGCCAUGGCAAGGACUCAGGGGCUCAUUUCAAUGGCUGCAAAUGACUUCUUGAUGAAAAUAUGCCAAAUAAUCAGCAUCUAAGUUGCCGGAAGCCCUCCAGCUACAUGAUCUUAAAGGUCUUAAUCAACCUCAAAAAAUAAAGAUAUCAAAAUACCCGGCAUCAUCUUCAUUUUUAUCCUACCUCUUUGAAAGUUAGUAAAUGCUCUAUUUAGUACUCUUAUUUUUAACAUCUGAUUUUUUGCAACACAAUAACAAAUUUUAGUUAUGAAAAGUUUACAGCGACAGGAACUGUGGCUCACUGUGGUUAAUUCCAGCACCCUGGAGGCUGAGACAAAAGGGUCAUUAUGAGUUUGAGACUAGCAUGGGCUACAAAGUGAAUUGCAGGCCAUCCUGGCCUAUAAAAUGGAUCCUAUCCCUAAUUAACUUUAAAAGGGUAUUGCAAAUAAAUGGGUAUGUUUUUUAGCAACACAAGGGAGCUGUUAAAUUAUAUUAACUAUUGAAACUGUUUUGGAAGUAAAAGUCCACAUCAAAGGUAUUAGAAAAGUAAGACCAGCAAAAGAGUCUUAAAGUAGAGACAUGGACUCAUACUACCAGGCCACGCUAGGAACAUAACCUAUAUUAGGCCACAGUACCUCUCAAAUCUAUAGAGGCCCAGCAAUCAGAAAGAAUCUGCAGUACAAAGUACAAGUCACUCCAGCUCUGACUAGAUCCUCUCCACUCUCCACUGCCAGUACAUACACAGGUGAGGCAUGGCAUUAAAUAAACUUACUAAGAAAAUCUGAAAAGUACUCAUGAGCAUUACAAAGUUUGCAUUUGU